AAAUAGAUCAUAUUAUUAUUGUUGAGGAAGUACAAGAACACUAUUUCAAUUAGAACAGUGCAUAUCUCCACAUCUGCAUGACUCAUUACGAAUGCCUUCCAUGUUUGUUAGUCCUGCUAGAACCGUCUACAUGUGCGGGAAUGGCAAUUAUCCAUAUUUUAAUGUAUUGAUAUAAAUAAUAGGCUGUUUUUCUUUUGAUAUAGCAAGGCAAGACUCAUUAGAACGGCCUAUUUCAUUUAUGAUGUGUUCGUGUGUUAUGUGAUGUGAAAAUGGCUGUUUCAUGCAUAGGGGUGUGGGGGGUAAUUUUCAGGAGACUUUUCGGGUGGCCUCUGAUCGUAGAACCCAAAAAACAGGUUGACGGGAGAAAAGCCGACGAAGUCCAAAUAUUAGAGGACUCUAUUCGCGCCCGAAACGAGCAACAGAAAAAGGCGGGAGUCGAACUCGACGCCACCUGUCAUAUUUGUUUGAAAACGAAAUUCGCCGAUGGUGUCGGCCAUCUUUGCAACUACUGCGGAAUAAGAUGCUGCGCCCGCUGUGGUGGGAAAGUCACUCUCCGAUCCAAUAAGGUGAUCUGGAUAUGCAUCUUGUGCCGCAAGAAGCAAGAACUCCUCAGCAAGACGGGCCAAUGGAUGCUGGGCGGUCCCGCGACCGACACGGACCUGCCCCAGAUCCUGCCCCCGCACGCUGCCCCUUCCGAUAAGCGGCCCAAGCUCGAGCGGGCGCACUCCGCCGCCGAGAAGGAGAACCUACCCUUGCAGCGGGCGGGCAGCGUGCUGAGGAGGCAGUACUCGGAGCAGCAGGAGCCGCGGGCGCCCUCUUGCGAGAGAUACCAGCAGUUCAACGAGGAGGACCCGAGGUUCUACCAGGGCGAGUUGGAGGGGCUGAUGCGGACGCAUCCCCACCUGGUGCCUAGAAGAUAUCCAGAUCCAGAACCGGAGCUCACCCACAUGGACCACUCGCAGCAGCGCGUCCAAUCCGCUGCCAGCUGCAACAAGAAGCACAAGCGCAGCGGCUCAACGAAGAAGCAGCAGCACCCGCCGCCGCAGGUGCAGCUGCACUCCUACUCCAGCUCGGAGGAGGACCUCAAGUCCACCCCGGAGUACGGGAGCGACGAUCGAGACAGCGAAAAAGACCGCCCCGACGAGCUGGACGGCUGGCCGCCCCUCGGCCGCUACAUCGUGGCGCCGAGCCACCCGUCCCGCCCCCUACAGGACGUCACGGCCGACAACAGGGUCUUCGCGGGACGCCGCAAGAAGACGGUUCGGUUCGACCAGCGUCCCGACGCCGACGGCAGACAGACGUCGCAGGACUCGCACCGCGACUCCGGCAUCGACACGUCGUCGACGUUCACGUCGAGCGAGGACUCCACCACCAGGGGGGAGGCGCCCAAGCACCCUCUCUCCUGGCAAGUAUCCUCAGAUGGGUCAAGGAUGAUUGGCCACAUGAUUCUCAGGAGGAAUUCCAGAGAUUCUCAAGGAUCUAGCGCCGCCAUUUUAGGAUUAAAAGUGGUGGGCGGUAAACUAUUAGAAAACGGCAUGACUGGGGCUGUGAUAGAAAAAGUCAAAAAAGGCAGUAUUGCUGACAUCGAAGGACAACUCAAGCCAGGAGACGAGGUGAUAGAAUGGAAUGGUAGGUCGCUUCAGGGCAAAACCUAUCAAGAAGUUGCCGAUAUAAUAGCAGAGAGUAGGCAAGAAGCCAAUGUGGAGCUGAUAGUAUCCAGGAGUAUGGGCAAUAGAAGGGUAGCACAGGCCAAUUGGAGGCAUUCUGCCGCCCAAAGAGGCCUGCCCUGGGCAAGUCACGAUCCACCGGAUGCCUACGAGCGACCCCACGUGCUAGUCACGUCGCCCGGCAGUCCGCCGGCCCGACCCGGCGUUCCGGCGGCCAGCAUCGCCGGCCGCGUGCAGCUGCGCCUCGAGUUUGACGCGCCGGCGCUGCAGCUGCUGGUGACGGUGGUGUGCGCGGCUGGGUUGGCGCCGAGGCCGCAGCAGCUGCCGCGCAACCCCUACUGCAAGCUGUUCCUGCUGCCCGACAGGUCGGAGAAGAGCAAGCGGCGGACCAGGACUCUGGCGGGCACGACGGAGCCGAUGUGGAACCAGACGUUCGUCUACUCGGGCCUGCGACGGGCCGACCUGCGCAUGCGCGCGCUCGAGCUCACCGUGUGGGACUACGUGCGCUGCGGAGCCAACGACUUCCUGGGCGAGACGGUGGCGGAGCUGUGGCCCCUGGAGGAGCAGGCUGUGUGGCGAGCGCUGGGGCCACACGAGGAAGUGGCUCUCACGCCCAGCGAGCACCUGUCGCCGCCCAGCACCGGGUCCAGGUUCUCCGACAGUGAUACUCCUUCGGAAUGUGAAAUCGACGGAGGGAGGGACAGAAGAAAUGCAGAUGGCGCCAGUGUUAGUAGCGUAGGGAGUUCUGCGAGUCCUCCAAGAGAGAUAGAUAGAAGAUCGCGCAGAGACAACGAUAUUCAAACAUAUCAGGGUUAUGAUAAUAAUAACAGGAAGGGCGGCAUGGCAGGCCAUCGUUCCCACUCCGCCGCCCCUGGCGACCCGCCGACUGCCCGGGCGUCCCGCUCGCGCUCCAAGUCGCCCCGGCGCGCUGCCUCCGACCACCGCAGCCUGUCGCCCCCGGAUGCGCGCGCAGCCGACCACGCCCCCAGCGCCUAUCAGAUGGCGCGGUUCCGGUCGCGCAGCGCCACUGCCACGCCCACCGGCUCGCCCAAGAAGCGCCAGUUGCCGCAGGUGCCGCAGGCGCUCGCUCGUGCGCUGCAGGAGCGCGUGGCGCAGGAUCUGGAAGGCGGCGGCAGAGCCAGAGGGAUGGGUAGGUACGUUCAUACCUACCGCAGCACAGGUUCCGGCUGGGAAAGGAGGUACAGCGGCCUCAGCGAUAGCGACCUCGCCAACCAUUCCAGGACCACCAGGAGGUCGUUUUCACCCCCCGAGAGAGAAAGAGAUAGAGACCGAGAUCCGUUGGGGCUCGUAGAUUUCGAUAGCGAUAUGGAGAGCGUUGCUUCGGUCACUAGCAGCGCGUUUUCCACGCAAUCAGAAAGACCUAGAGGAUCUAGAGCGACCAACUCGGAGUACACCGGCUAUCCUAGCUAUAGGAAUGCGUCGAGAAGUGCUAGAGAGAGAGAUCAAGACAUCAGGGAGCCGGCAGAUUCCUUGGACUCGCACCACGGUUACCACCAUCACCACAAUCAUCACCACCAUCACCAUCCCCACCAUAGGGAGGGCACUGUGAAGAGGGGACAGUUCACGAGGAGUUUGUCCAAUACCGAACCACCGAAUGAAGAAAAAACAGAUGGGAGUUUGAGCGAUACAGCAGUUGGGCAUAUACAAGAAAUCCCUCAGAAAGAAUUGAAGGGUAGAAGUGAGCACUCGAGAGACAGAGAGAGGGAUAGGCAAAAUCAGUUCGGGGGAUUGAAUAAGAAGAGUAGUUCUACCAGCCAGCUUUCAGCUACAGACGGUGGGUUGAAUAGAAAGAGGGUAUCGACCAGCAGCAGCAUUCAGCGCUCGCAGGAAGUGGUGCCCACCAUUCCGACCAGGUCGGCGGACAGCAGUCAAAGGGCUUCGAGCCUCAACUCCAUCUCGAGCUCCGAGGGAUCUUCGUGGUCCCCCUCUUUGCGGUUAGCAGGAGAAGGGGGCCAGCUGGCCGACUUCAUAGACGGCCUCGGCCCUGGCCAGCUAGUGGGCCGGCAGGUUCUGGGGGCCCCGGCCUUAGGGGACAUCCAGCUGUCCCUGUGCUACCAGAAGGGCUUCCUCGAGGUCGAAGUGAUAAGGGCGAGAGGGCUGCAAGCCAGGCCCGGAUCCAAAGUACUGCCAGCUCCUUAUGUCAAGGUUUAUCUCGUAAAUGGAAAAAAGUGUAUUGCGAAAGCAAAAACUAGCACUGCCCGGCGUACUCUGGACCCCCUGUACCAGCAACAAUUAGCGUUCAGAGAGAAUUUCCAAGGCUGUAUUCUACAAGUGACGGUUUGGGGUGACUACGGUCGUAUCGAGGGCAAAAAGGUGUUCAUGGGCGUCGCCCAAAUCAUGCUGGACGACCUCAACCUCAGCAACAUCGUCAUCGGCUGGUACAAGCUAUUCGGAACGACUUCCCUGUGAGAAGAAGCUUCGUACUGCCGCUCCUCAGAAAGAGACGAAUCACUUGAACUUCCUGCCACAAAAAAAGUGGCAUUCGGAACCGGUGAAUAGGAACUUCGAAUAUCUUUUUGUACAUUAUAUUUAUCUGUUGAUUACGAAAAAUAUACCUAAGACUAUAUCCCGACAAUGGGUACUCAAAACUUUUGAGAAACGAAAUUCGAAUGUACCUCAAAAUAUUUGAAAGCGUUUGUAACAUAAUAUUGAAUAAGUAUAACAUAUUUAUAGAUAUUAAUUUUCGGUGAGGAAAAAACUGAUGAAAUCAGUGGACUACCAUGACUUAUAGUAAUAGUGUGAAGUGAAAAAAAGUGUAGAUACACGCACAUAACUUAAGUAUAGAUUCACUACAAUACUACAAAUCAUAUCCGAAUAUGACUUAUAUGAAAUGUACAGGGCGGCCUGAAAUUGAAAGCUGACACAUUCUUUGAAAUUUUUGUCAUAAAAACCCUUUCUCGAAAUAGAUUUUAGUUUAAUUUGAACUGUUUUAUCUGUUUAGAGUUCACCAGAGUUGGAAUUGGAAAGUCAAUCAAUAGAUAGUAAUAAUUAUAUGUUGGAAAAAAUUGCAAUCUGAAACAUAAGAGAUCUGAAUCGAAAUGUAUCACAAUCAUGAGUGUUUUAUAAACCUCAUUAACCUAUCUACUCAAUAACAUUGAUUUAUCAGUGAUAUUGCCAUGAAGAAAUCAAGAGUUAUUCUGGGCCAAACUGAAGAAAAUUUCAAGAAAUCUUUCGACCGCCCUGAAAAAUGCUUUAUUGGAAUUGAAACUUGCUUUUUUACUUGGUAACUUAAACAAGGAUUUAGGUAAUGUUGAUAAUUCUGUAAAAUAUUAUAUUGAAAAGAAAGAUAGAACUGUAUAUGAACCCUUUAUGUAACAUAUAGAUAAAUUUACUUUUACUCUUAAAUUGUUGAACUGCAUGUGAUAAAAAUGUUAUGUUGGCUGUUCAAACUUCCCCGCUUUUUGGAAAAAAAAAUAUCCUCCGAUCCAAAGAUAAUGUAUUUCGUAUUAUUCUCUUUGUAAAAUUCAUUGUGCCCCAAACUUAUCAAAAAUGAAAAUGCUGGAAAACGGAUUUUUCAAAUCAUCAUAUAACGUAACAAUCGUUUGAAUGUCUAUUUUGAAUUCAAGAUCGGACACAUGAUUGCCAUAUUUUUAUAUUGAAAACGGAUGAUGCUCCAGUCUUUAUUUCUUUUGGGCUUUCUCCGGCUAACAAAAAAGGACACCUUCAUACUCUUAUAAUGCAACAAGAAAAAAUACUAUUGGUACAAUAUUUCAAUUUUGUGAUCUAGGCUGGAUUCUGAAGACUGUUGCAUCAUCUGAGGAAGUUGUUUGAAACUUUUAUUUUCACAAAAACCAAUGAAGUUGUGAGUUGGUCGAGAUUUUUUUAAUGAUUCCAACAACUCAUUCUUUUACCAUGAUGCUUUAUCUAGGUAGCUUAUUCGGACCCCGAGGCUAUAUAUAAUUGUCGAAAAUUCCCUUCAAAUUAGCGCAAAACUGCUCAAACGUCUAUAUUUUCUGUAGAUUUUUCGUAAUGAUGAAAAUAUGAAGUUGUUGUUGAAAUGCAGGUUGUUUCAGUUUCUUGUAAGGAUUUGAUAGAUAUUUUUAUGAAUUUAAAAAUUUUGAUGCAUUUGUAAAUUCUUGAUUGCAAGAAAAAUAUUUUUCAAAAUCUAAAAUUAUACCUGUUGCUAUACAGUGUUUUCCAAAUUUGAUCGUCAGCAUUGGCAUCUCGGUAUAACUAUUGGAGAUGGAGGGUCGGUUCGAUUACGAAAAUUUUAGCGAAUUCCGUCGAGAAAUCUGGACUAGCUUUAGUCAUUUUUAGGUAAUUCAAGGAAAAUAAAUUUUGUUACUUUGUUUCUGUCAAAUAUCUAAGAAACUAUUGAUGAUUGCAUGAAAAAACGACUCAUCAUUCUCAUACUAUUUUACAUUAGCCUUCCGAAUGGUUAUGUCACUUUUUGAUAAAAAUGUAAAAUUUCUGAGAUAUGAGAUAAUAUAUUCAAUUCUUCUUAUAAACGCCAUUUUUGUUUAAUGUCGAGUUGGUUAUGUUGAAAUUUCUAUGCAAACGAUUCUGUGCCUGACACAACUUGUCAAGAACAGGCUUGAAGCAACGUGACAGAAAUAUGACAUUUUGAACAAAUUCUGUCAAAACCAUUCGAAAGAUCAUUAAAAAAAACUGCAUGAAUGUUGAUGUCAUUUUCCAUAAACUCAAUGGUUUCCGCCAUAUUCUAGAAAUACAAAAGUGCAGUACAGUUUUUCGUCAUAUUAUGCUUCUGUAGUUCUUGAUUUCCUGAUAGUUUUUCUUGAAUGAUUAAAAAAUGACUGGCCCGGAUUCCUCAGGAUUCUGAAUCAUAAUUAUUGAAGACACAAUGUGUAUGAUAAAAUUGAAACAACCUGUACAAAUACUUGGGAAUAUUUAGAACAUGUAACGUUACUGAAACGAUUCAAAUAUAAUCUCUAAUUUUGUUUUCACGGUCAUUUCAAUAUCUUUUCGAUUCUUGAUGAUCACUUUCGAAUUGUUUUUACAGGGUUCUUGAAUUCUAGACAUUCGCGAAAUCAAUCAAGUUUCUUUCCUUCCCUCGUUCACAACGAAUUUUCUUGUACAAAUCACUUUAUGAAAAAUACAUUUUGGUAUUUUAAAAAUUACUGGACGACUCCUCAUCAGUUGCAAAAAAUGACAAGACAAUUCAAAGUGUAAAAAUGAUUAAUAUUACCGAAUUUCUGCAAAUGGUGUUACUCGUUACAAAAUAAUUUCAAGAAUUGCAUUGCAUUAUUGUAUUUUUUUUAGUGUUACAGUGCUGAACGGCUAUGAAAUUCGAAAAAAUAUAUUAUUCCAAGUCACAACUUUCGAAAUUAUAAAUAUUUUAUUUGUUAAUUUUUUUUUCAGGCCACUUGUAGAGAUUUUUGCCAUGAUUCAUUUAAGUAACUUAUCCAUCAAAUAUUUCUAUUGGCCGGAAGCGAGUUGAAAUGUAUAUAAUAGAAUGACAGCUUUAUAUAUUUACGAAAUAGUAGGUAUUCUUUUGGUUUCCUUAGACUCUUGAUUUUGGACAAAUACCUAAAAUGCAAAUAGCUUUCAAGUGCUUCUGAAAAUUUGUCAACUAUCAUUCAAUAUCAUCAAAAAAAUAUUCAAUGGACGGAAACUAAUAUAUAUUUUCAUCAAUAGAUUACAGUCUAUUACAGAAACAAGGAAAUGGUCACUAGCAACACAAAUAAACAGAACGCUAUUUUUAUUUUUUGCCAAACUAUGAGAAAAUUUCGAAUGAUAUGGAUUUCGAAUUAUGACUGACAAAAAAAAUGGCUCGUUUUUUUUUCAAACACGUCAUUUUAACUUUUCAGAAAGAAGAGUCAUAUGUACAGGGUGAUCCUGAAAGGUUUGUACAAAAGAUUACCAUAGACUCCUGAGACCAAGAAGCGAUGAUUGAACCAAACUUACGUCUAUAUCAAAACGCGAAUUUCAUUUCUUUAUUUUUUCGCAUAUUUCAAUAUUGUCGAUGAAUAUCGUUCUGAAAUUUUUUAGGUACACUUGAAGAAUGUUACAUAUUUGGAGUACUGUUGAUCAAAAAAUUGAUAGCACUUUUUCUCAGUACGCCACUGAACAUAUCUCAAUAUUGUUUUCUAUUCCCUCAUUCAAAACCUAACUUUCAGCUCUCUUGAGAGUUUGUGAUAUUUCUAUUGGUUUGCAAAUUAAUUGGCCAAAUUCAAUUUGAUGCAUACCUGAUACUCUUCAGCAGUAUUUAAUUAUUGUAGGUUUGCAUUCAUAUAAAAUCAUCUAUCAUAGAAUGAUAUCCAAUAUGUGACACACAUUUCUCCACGAAUUUUAAAGACAUGGUGUUGCAUAAAAAUACGAAAUAAAAAUACAAUUUCAAUGAGCUGUUCAAUCUUCUUGCCUUGGUCUCAGGAGUCUAUGGUAUCAUUUUGUACAGACCUUUCAGGGACCCUGUAUACUAUUACUCUAUCAGCCAUAUUUGGAAAAUUCACUUUUUGGCGAAUUUCAUCAUAAUCUUCAUUGUAUAAUCAUUCAGCUUAUGAUAAUCAUUUGGGUUAAUUAACAGUACGAAUUCCUAUACAGAGUGUAUCUUAAAUAUUAUGUACAUAUUGAAAUAGGUAGCUUCUUGGCUGAUUUCUUGAUGUUGUCGAGUUCAAGAUAGUCUGUUAUGUGCUUAAGAAAUUCUCAUAACUUCAAAAUCUCAAUCUCAAUUACAGUCAUACAGUGUGUUGAGGCACCUAUAUACAUUAAAAUGAGACGUCAAAUCAGUUUUUCAUUGGACGAUAGUUUAAUUUUUUUCCCAAUUUCAACACCAUGUAUCUCGAAAACUGAUAUAUCGAAUUAGCACACAUGUUUGAAAGAACGUUCAGUCCCGAAAUAAGCCAAGGAAUUAUUCCAUAUCUAGAUGAUAUUCAUGAAAACCUGUAUAGUGAAACAAAAAAAAAAGAUCUGUAUUCAAGCUAGUCAGGAUAUUUCGAAUUGUUUACUUUGAAAAACUGUUCAUUAUAUAUGUCAGAAGAUCCAGGACACAACAUUUCCACUAUGUAUUCAUUCAGAAAUGGCUGUUCAUUUUUCUCUUGGAAGUAAAUCUAUUGAAUGAAUCUCAAACUUGAAAUUAUAGAAAUCUCUAUAGCUACCGAAUCCGAAUGAUAUUUUUGGUUUUUGCGUUGAUUUUUGACGAGCGUCUCCUUCGAAUACCAUUAUAUUAUAAACACCAAGAUGUUGGUGUGAUGUUAGCUGUUUUUACAAAAAAAAAUAAUUCGGGCAUAAACUUGAAUGCAAUUAUUUUAAUUCAUACAUUCUGUAAGAUAUAUAAACACUCUAAUACAGUUCAAUUGGUUAAAUACAAUAUCAACUACAGUUCUAAGGACAUAGAACAGACCACACAUAAAUCGUCCCUUUUUUGAAAACCUGAAGGAUUUCAGUAAUUCCAAUCACAGCUAAGAUAAUAAAUUCGAACAUACUGUAUACUUAACAGGGUGUAAAUAAGUUAGAACUAAGACACUAUUAUUAUUUGCUAUACGUGUGGUAUCAGAAAUUUUCAUUAUGAUGAAAAAUCGGUCACAGCUGGGACUUUAUCUUUGGACAAUUUUGGUAUUCUUCCAAAAUUUGCAACUGGAAGAGAAUCGAUGAAUUUCUUCUUGAAACAUGCAUUUCUUGGAAUUUAUAUUUGAUCAACCUUCAAUAACGUGAGAACUCUCAUGUGUUGGAAGUAUAUGAACUAUGAAGUUACCUAGUUGCAAAUUUUGGGAAAAUACCUCGCCUCGAGAUGAAAUCUCUAUAUAUCUAACUGUAUAACUGAGAGACUAGACAACAUCGCAAAAAAAUAUCACAGUAUAUUGAUUCUAAUAAUGUACAGCCUAUGUAUUCUUCAAUGGUGCUGAUUUUCUGAAAUUAUCUUAGAUGUGAUAGAAUUGAUGAGACAAAACAUUCGAUACCGAAAAUUGUAAUUGAAUAUUUUGAUUCCUCCAGAAAAAAUAAAUGUAUAGAUUGUCAAUCAGGGUCAAAUUAUAAAUGGUCAUUUUAUUUACUUAAUUUAUUUUUCACCAAUUUUUUUGUGUGUCCAUGUAUAUAAAGAGGUAGAAAGAAUGCAUCCGUGAUUCACCCAAAAAGUCCCCAAUGUUCACUUGAUCAAUGAACCUUCCUCAGAUCGUCAUAAAAAAAGUUCUAUCAAAUGCAACAAUAAUUAUUGCAAUCUUCGAUAACGAUAAGAUUGUCAUAUUUAUCCUCUAUUUUCAGAUAAAAUGCGAGAAAACAAGCAACAUGGAUUUUCAAGUGAAUAAACUCAUGAUGAGUCAUUCAAAGAGUUCAGACAUAAAGGUAGUUAAUUAAAUGAUCUUUGACCAUAAAAAGUCAGUGGCUGCUCGUUACUAGUACUGGCUAUUUAUGAUGGGCAUGCAUUCACGUCCGAAAGAAUAAUUUUUUGUUUUUGGAAGUUUAAUCCUGGUCAAUUAUUGUAGUUUCACCCAUGAAAUUUUGCGUUUUUGAUGAGACGAUAUUCUACUUACUCAACUGAAUGAAACCAAACAGAGAAAUAUAUAGAAAAUCGAAAUGUGUAAAUUAGAACUUGUAUUGCCAUGGAACGAUUUUUUCUCACUAAGUGAACUGUAAUGGAGUGUUUCACACAAAUUUAAACAAAUUGCGCAUAUCAUAUAAUUGUCAGCGUCCACUGAAUGUCCGUCUAGAUAUGUUCACUCUUGACUGAUGUAUCCAUAUUAUCCAGCCCUAGAAUGGGGGCAAG
Molecule: messenger RNA, 10347 nt
Organism: Phaedon cochleariae (mustard beetle)
Lineage: Eukaryota; Metazoa; Arthropoda; Insecta; Coleoptera; Chrysomelidae
Source: the annotation of a GenBank genome assembly